Cetraspora pellucida is the source of this 1956-nucleotide messenger RNA. The record is from the annotation of a GenBank genome assembly. NCBI's taxonomy places the organism in Eukaryota, Fungi, Glomeromycota, Glomeromycetes, Diversisporales, Gigasporaceae.
AUGGAAUCUGAUAGUCAAGAAGAGAUUGCAACGUCAACAAACCACUCAAGUAAACGUGAAAAGAAAUCUAAGAAAAAAGUUAAAGUUGAAAAAUCUUCAACUGUCUCUGGCUUCAAAGUUGAUAUCGAAGAAAGUAAAAAAAUUAAGGGUAAAUCCGAAAAGAAAAUUUUUAAUUUAACAAACCCGGCCAGCGAAAAUUCUAUUAGUAAUGGAUCUAGUAAACAAAAUGAUAAAUUGGAAGAAAAGAAAAGAAAGUGGACUGAAGAAGACGAUUUAGAAGAAUUAUUAUCUCCUAUAGUUGUAAUAGAGAGUUUUAAAAAGAAAAAAGGUGAUAUUUUUAAUAAAUCAACUCUUAAUGGAGAUAUCAAGAAGAAAGCCAAUGGGUUACACUACGUCGAUAGCAUUAAAAAGAGCAAAGGAAAGGGUAAAAGUCUGAAAAAAAAAUCCGGGAAAACUUUGUCAAGUAAAGCAAAAAAAAGGAAGUACAUAAACGUUGACGAAGAUAGUGAUGAUACCAGCAGCUUAAGUGACGCAAGCAGCGUGGACAAUGAGGAUGAUGAAACGUUGAUGUCUAAAAUGGUGGCUAGUGUUGUUAUAAAUAAUACAAACAACAAGUAUCAAGAACACCCAACGCUUGCAUCACUUCCUCAAUCAACUAUCGAUGAGUUCUUUAACACAAACGUAAUUCAAGUUGUGGGUGAUUCAGCACUUAAACCAAUUAUGUCGUUUGAACAAUUGAUGGUAGACAAAGAAAUUAAACGUGUUUUGGCAAGAUUUGAUAAACCAACACCAAUCCAGGCUACUUGUUGGCCUCUUUGCUUGAGCGGAAAAGAUGUAAUCGGAAUUGCUGAGACUGGCUCAGGCAAGACUCUAGCUUUUAUUGUGCCCGCAGUUAUACAUAUUAAAAGUCCUCCCUACAGUCCACCUAAUCAUCAGCCUUUCGCUCUUGUCCUUGCACCAACACGCGAACUAGCCAUUCAAACACAUAAACAGUGUGAAAUGUUUGAUUCAACAUGUGGAAUUAAAAGCGUUUGUGUAUAUGGUGGUGUAACCAAAGGUGAACAACGUAAACUAUUGCGAAAAGGUGCUCAUAUAGUGAUUGCUACACCUGGUCGCUUACUUGAUUUUGCUACUGAUGGCGUAUGUGAUAUAAGCAAUGUUAAAUACCUGGUACUCGACGAAGCUGAUCGUAUGCUCGAUACAGGAUUUGAAGAGGAAAUUCGUAAUAUCAUUCUAAAAACACGAAAGGAUCGUCAGACUGUAAUGUUCUCAGCAACAUGGCCCGAUUCUGUUCGUAAAUUGGCUAAUGAUUUCUUAACCAACCCAAUUCGAGUUACGAUUGGCUCACAAACCCUAUCUGCAAAUAAAAAUGUUACCCAAAUAGUGGAAGUAAUUGAUGAUCCAUCGGAAAAAGAUCGUCGACUCGUAACUCUUUUAGAAAAGUAUCAUAACCGAAAAAAUAGAGUUUUGAUAUUUGUUCUUUAUAAAAAGGAAGCUUCACGUGUUGAGAAUAUGUUGGCACGUAAAGGAUAUGAAGCGCAAUCUAUUCAUGGUGACAAAAGUCAAUUUCAACGCAUAGAAGCACUAAAUGCAUUUAGAGAUGGGAUUUAUCCGCUUUUGAUUGCAACUGACGUUGCAUCAAGAGGAUUAGACAUUCCUGAUGUAAAAUAUGUAAUUAAUUACACGUUUCCGCUAACUAUAGAAGAUUAUGUUCAUCGUGUUGGACGAACCGGACGUGCUGGCAAUAAGGGAAUUUCCCAUACUCUCUUCACAUCUUACGAUAAAGUACAUUCAGGAGAACUUAUUAGAAUAUUACGUCAAACCAAUCAACAAAUACCUGACUCGUUACUUCGGUUUGGUACUGGCACUAAAAAGAAGGAACAUAAAGCUUAUGGUGCUUUCUAUAAAGAAAUUGAUCAUAAUGUAAAACCUACGAAAAUCAGAUUUGAGGAUUGA